AUGAAGAAGGAAGAAGAAGUGGCCGUGGCAUCAACGGUGGUGGAGUGGUUUCAAGAGGCGGAUUGGCAGCAACACGAAUCAGAGCAAAUCGAGGCGGCUUUGGUCAAUAAAUUGCGAAAAAUCUUGCAGGGCAGUUCUGAUACGAGAGACCGAGGGAGUAGUGGGACAACAAUAGGCCCGGGGUCUAGCGGCAACAACGGGAAUGAUCCGAUAAAGGAUAUGAAGGACUUGGCGAUGUUCGCAUUUGCUGAAAGCGCGGGAGAAGAAGCCGCGUUUCAUUUCAGCCUCGUCCAUAGUGGUGGACAGCUGAUUUGGGAUGGCAAAGAAAGCAAAGAUGCAUUUACACAAAAAAUCUCAAAGUUAAACGAAUCCAGCAUAACGCUACUCAGGUACCAUACCGCUGUUAUUGAAAGGAAAAGUUUCGACGCUGAGAGGGAUUGCCAAACAGUCCGAAGCGUGCUUUUCCCCGGCGAGAGGGUCAGAAUUCAAUUGCGCCGAACGCAUCAAGACGCUCUCGGGAAGGAAGGGACACUCAGCAAGGAAGUUGGGAUUGCGCACAAAGAGUAUGUGGAAGGCAUUGUUCGUGCCAUGUCUCCAAUCAACAUCGCCUUUAAUCUUGACUAUUCAAAGGGCCAAGCUCUAGUUAUCACCGGCGAAAGCGGCGCCGGAAAAUCCUGGUAUGCAAAACGUUACCUCUCGAGAAAGUUCAAGGAUGCAUCCUUUAUAUACUGCGAGCUUGGGGACGGUGGUGCCCUUUCUGGAUAUGAGCCAAAGGACCGCGUUUUGAGUUCAGCAUGCAGUCAUGCACUGGGAAUUUUGCAUCCACGAUCUUAUGCCGACCCCACGUACAGUGACCUGCUUGAUGCUGUCAGCGAAGUUUCCCGGCGUAACAACGAUGGGAGAAACGAUGCAGCCAUCAAACGAUUCGGUGAGCUUGUUGGAGCGAGAAUGGAAUCAAGCGAAACCAAGCGGUGGUGGGCAAGGUUUUCCGACUCUGAUGUCCAGGCAACAGAGACGCUGGAAGAACUUGUUGUCAUCAUUGAUGAGGCUGGAAAAGACCCAGAACUCGCCAGAGGACUUGUCGAUGAAGUGCGAGUGAUAUACAACAGAAUCAGGGCAAGGAAUAUGGCCAAAGACGUGAUGCUAGUCCUUGUCGGGUCUGGUCUGGAGCGAUUCAUUGAAUGUGUUGGUAUUGAAACUGACGAUAGAGCAUUCAAUGCCGAAUAUGCUUCAUUCGGCACGGAUCCGACCAAAUCAGGCGUCGUUGAACUUCGCGGUCCGGAUCGAGAGACGAUUGACAAACUUGGCGAGUUAUGUGGUGUCCCCGGAAAGAGCAUCCUUGGGGGGACGUACUCUCGAGUGCUGGCAACAAACACGCGAAUGCUUUUCCGUGGAGUCAUUCCUAUCUUUAAUUCAACAUUAAACACCUUCCGUCUUAAAGACCAGGACCUACAUGAACGACGGAUGAUCCUCGGUUCGACAAAUCAUGUUAUGGACGCAUGCGCUCGAAUUUACAUCGCACUGAAUGGUCUGCAGAGGCAUGAUCCAGAAACAGUGGAAAAGAAAUUGCAGAGUCACUUCCGAAUACUUUUCCAUGCCGAAGUAAAUCGAAUUGGGGAUACACUUGGGAACCCUGCCUAUGAAUCCCAACCGAAACUUUACUCAAGCGAGGAGUACAACUAUGCAUUGAAGUCCGGUUUGAUCACAGGCGAUGUCAUUUCGACAUCUAAGGCUUUGCGUUAUCUUGCAUGCAAUGGCCAGACUGCGCCGUUAGUUGCCGAAGACGGGAUCAGCUUUGAGGAGAUCCUGCAGCAUCAUCUUGCGCGACUUGCAGAAGCGAAGUGGGCACUGUGCCAAGCUAAUGCGAAUAGUCAAGAGGAAAAGAAGAGGCAGUACAGAUGUUGCCUGCAUGGUCUAGUGCAAGCUUGGCCCCCGUCGUCAACGAAAAGCGACAGGGAUCUGACCACAGAAGAUUUUGUCUCAAAGGAGGUGGAAUCCAGGUACAAGGGCGAGGCUGAUAAAGAAAGAGUCGGGAAGGACGUGGAAUUGAUCGCAGAAAAAGUGGCAGACCUCACCGAUUUCGAUGUAGUCAUCCGACAAACCGUCAGCACCGUUCAAGGUGCAGACGUAAUGGUUUUGAGGAAAAGAAGGGACGAAAGUGCUUUCCUUGAUUUGUACCAAGCGAAGCAUUAUGCAAGGCCUCCCUCUCGUCGUUCGAAAAUGACGAAAGAAGCCUUUGCUUCUCUGGGGGUGAGGUACGAAGGAAUAAGCCAUGAGCUGGACAUCAGCCCAAAGACAGGGUCCGCCGGUUACAGCCACAAGGGGAUAGACUUCUUCAUCUCCGCAUUGAAAAAAACACUUGGCUUCCAGGUGGAAUUUGGGAAUCGCAUUGUCGCGUUCUCCUGUCAGUGGGAGAGCUUCGUCAAGAGCACCACAUGGAAGGACUUUCCUUUUGAGUCGGCCAGCGGCAAUGGGGUUUUUGUUUGGGGGAAAGAAAUGAUGGAGCCGACGAUUUCUGCGUUGGAGAUUUCUGGGACCGCUGAAGAGGAUGAUGGCAAGGAUGAUGAUGAGGACGGCGAAGUGGCGGAAAAGGAUGAUCACACUGGCAAUAAAAGGGGUGGCAUUGUGCAAACUGAUGACACUCAAGCAAAGAAGACGAAGCACAAUUAG
Molecule: messenger RNA, 2670 nt
Organism: Seminavis robusta
Lineage: Eukaryota; Bacillariophyta; Bacillariophyceae; Naviculales; Naviculaceae
Source: the annotation of a GenBank genome assembly